CUUAUCAUUGCGAUAACGUGGGAAUGAUGACGAGGUUAACAAACCUGGACUUAUAUAAAUAGGACACCACUACACAAAUAGUUGAUUAAAAAAACCAAAGGAAAUGACCAGGUUGACAGGAAUAUUGACGUGUCUUCUGCCACUGCUGGCUUACGCCCAGAACGAUGUCAGCUGGUAUGAUUAUUACACAGCAGGCGGACGAACAUCAGGACUCGUUGCUGCCAGCAAAGAUGGAUUUUUACUGAAUGGAAAACCAUUUCACAUCAUCAGCGGAGCUGUUCAUUAUUUUCGAAUUCAUCCAACUCAAUGGCGUGAUCGACUGAGAAAACUACGGGCAAUUGGCGCCAACACUGUUGAAACGUACAUGCCGUGGAACCUUCACGAGCCUCGUCGUGGAGAAUAUGAUUUCAGUGAAGGCCAAAAUGAUAUGUCCUAUUUUCUUAAUGUGACCGCUUUUGUCGAAAUGGCUCAGCAAGAGGACCUAUUCGUCAUUUUGCGGCCAGGCCCUUACAUCUGCUCUGAAUGGGAGUUUGGUGGAUUGCCAAGUUGGCUUUUACGUGAUCCUGAGAUGAAAGUUCGCACUUCCUAUCCUGGAUUCCUCCAGGUGGCUGAUGGUUACUUGACAGAAGUAUUCCGACGCGUAGCUGAUUUGCAAUUUCAACGAGGGAAUGGGCCUAUCAUUGCCUUUCAAGUUGAGAAUGAAUACGGGGCUUUCCGAGAAGGUUCAGAGGUGCCCGAAACGCAAUAUUUGAUUCAUUUGCGAGACAAGAUGAUUGAAUUAGGGUCAAUUGAAAUGUUCUUUACGUCAGACACACCCUCGAAUAACGGUGACUUGGGGGCUGUUCCAGGUGAGUUACAGACAGCCAAUUUUGCAUACGAAGCGGAUAAACAAUUUGAUGCCCUCGACGUGCUACAACCAACAAAACCGUACAUGGUGGCUGAGUUUUGGAGCGGAUGGUUUGAUCACUGGGGUCAACUCUACCACGAUGGAACGUCUUUAAAUGACUUUACUUACGUCCUGGAACGUAUCUUCGCUCGAAACAGUUCAGUGAAUUUCUACAUGUUUAUUGGUGGGACAAGUUUCGGAUUUAUGAACGGAGCAAACUUACAAUCCUCUUUCCCAUUUUACGCUGCCGAUAUCAGCAGUUACGAUUACGAUUCACCUUUAAGCGAAGCAGGCGAUUACACUGACAAAUACUACGCUGCCAAAGACCUCAUCGCUCGAUUCAACAGAAUUCCCCGAGUAACUUGGUGAUCCAAUCGGACAACUUGCUGGCCAUGGAAGAUCUUCCAAUUAACAACGGCAAUGGCCAGAGUUACGGAUAUAUUUUAUAUCGAAACACUGCCAGCUUGACAGGUGGUGCACAUACCAUCCAAACUGUUGGUCACGUCCGCGAUUUGGCUGUUUUCCUGCUGGACCAGCAACGUUUGACACCUGAUUGGAAAAACGACCUUCAGCUGAAUGAUUUCGGCUUUUGGGCACUAGAGAAUCGAACAUUCGACUUCAACGCUGAUAAAGGAGACACCAACUAUGUAGUAGAUUUGCUGGUGGAAAACAUGGCAAGGAAUAAUUUUGGCCCACCAAGCUACUUCGCUCAGAAACGAGGUUUGCCAGAGGGACCUGUUUUGCUAGACGACGAAGAAGUGGUUGGAUGGACAAUCUUUCCUUUAGAAUUUACAUCAGCUUGGGUACGCGGAUUGACAAAUUGGAAUGCCUCUCCAGCUCCACCAACGACUGUCAUUUGUCCUACACUUACCAAGUCAACUUUGACGAUUGCUGAUGAUCCAACUGACACGUACAUUACGACUACCGGAUGGGGUGAUGGUAACCGAGGCGUCGUCUUUGUCAAUGGUUUUAACAUUGGUCGCUAUUCGGGCAUUGGUCCCACGAAAACUCUUUACAUUCCGGCUCCAUUGUUGAGCCGUGGCGACAAUACCAUUCUGGUUUGGUCCCUGUUCGAUCCCGUGACGACUAUCGCGUUCACAGAUCAGCCAGAUUUAGGUCCAUCAACUCAACCGUAAGCCAUGACACCGCAUCUUGAAAUCAACGUUUCGAUAUCAGCAGUAUUCUUCAUACAAGUUGCUCUGUAGAGAAAUGUUUUUGUAUUUCUAAAAUGAAAAGAAGAAACCAAUAAAUUACUUUCCUUUGCCUGCAAAA
Messenger RNA from Daphnia magna, 2158 nucleotides. RefSeq names its product beta-galactosidase-1-like protein 2. NCBI's taxonomy places the organism in Eukaryota, Metazoa, Arthropoda, Branchiopoda, Diplostraca, Daphniidae. Gene Ontology annotation, cellular component: vacuole. Gene Ontology annotation, biological process: carbohydrate metabolic process. Gene Ontology annotation, molecular function: beta-galactosidase activity. The record is from RefSeq and is a predicted model, not a curated record.